This is a messenger RNA of Lycium ferocissimum, 1757 nucleotides long. Its product is annotated as zeatin O-glucosyltransferase-like. The record is from RefSeq and is a predicted model, not a curated record. Gene Ontology annotation, molecular function: UDP-glycosyltransferase activity. Lineage: Eukaryota; Viridiplantae; Streptophyta; Magnoliopsida; Solanales; Solanaceae. The transcript has a single exon. The coding region runs from base 178 to 1590 and encodes 470 amino acids.
UGUUAAUCCUGUAAAAAUGACUUUAUUUUCUUAACUGAUUAAAAAGGAAAGUAAGAGUGCAAGACGCAUAUAUUGAAACUGGGGAAGUAGAAACUAUUUAAGGCCUAAACCAUAUACUCUUUUUUCUCAUAUCUCAGUUCCAAGUCUUAAAACCAAGAGAACUUUUUUUUUGUUCCAAUGGCUACCAAUUUAUCAGACAACAGUGUUCUUCAUCUUAAUGAAGUGAUUGUAGCUAUGGUUCCAUGGCCAGAACACGGCCAUCUCAACUUACUCUUCUAUUUAGCUCGAAUCAUCGCUUCCCAGAACAUUCCUGUACACUUCCUCUGCCUUGCUGCUAGGAACCAAGAUUUGAAAAAACGCCUCCAAGGUGGUCUCCAAACCUCUGUUGAAAACCUUGGAAAUUCAAACAUCCAUUUCAAUGACCUCUUAGUACACUCUUCUCCUACAGAGACAAAAGAUGUUUUCUUGGAAAGACUAGGUGAGACUAUUUGCAAAACAUGUCAUGAACUAUCGACCAAUACGAAAAGAUUGAUCAUGAUUCAUGACUGUUUAAUGAUAAGUUACAUAGGUGAUCAUUUGCAUCUAAUGUCCAACUUCAAGUGUUAUGCUUUCCACCCCACUUCAGCUUUCACUAGGUACUCUUCACUCAGACAAACUAUUCAUAUAGUUGAUGAAGAUCACGACGAAAUGAUUCAGCAACUUGGUGAGGAGUUCCCAACUGUGGAGAGUACUUUUGGUCCAAAUAUGGCUGAGUAUGUGGGAAAGGAACUUAAAUGGAAGCACAACUCUGGAGAUAUCAUUAAUUCCUGCAGAGAAUUGGAAGGCAACUUUAUAGAUUCACUUGCUAAGGCAAAAGAGAAUACACCAUUGUGGGCUUUUGGUCCAUUUAACAUGCUGCCUGAAUCACUAGAUUCACUUUCUAUUUCUGGCAACAAAAAGACUAGCCAUAAAUGCCUGGAUUUUCUCGACAAGCAAGAUGUUAAUUCAGUAAUAUUCGUUUCGUUUGGAACAACCACUACAUUACCACAAGAGCAAGUGAAGGAGCUAGCGCUUGGUUUAGAACAAAGCAACCAUAAGUUUCUAUGGGUAAUAAGAGAAUCAGAUAGAAGGGUAGACAUGGAGAAUAGUGAAGAAAGACAUGAGAAAAUUGAACUGCCAGAAGGGUUUGAAGAAAGAGUGGAAGGAAGAGGAAUGGUUGUGAGAAGUUGGGCGCCCCAAUUGGAAAUCUUGGGGCAUCUGUCUACUGGCGGGUUUUUGAGCCAUUGUGGAUGGAAUUCUUCAAUGGAGAGCAUUAGUAUGGGAGUUCCAAUGGCAGCUAUGCCAAUGACUGUUGACCAGCCAUAUCACACUUUGUUGGUAACACACGUGUGGAAGAUUGGAGUCUCAGUGUGGAGUUGGGCUCGUAGGAAGGAAAUAGUACCAGCAACAGCGAUUGAAAAAGCUGUCAAGACUUUGAUGGGAACACCAGAAGGGGAAGAGAUGAGGCAGAGGGUGGUGGAGUUGAGAAACAAGAUCAAGCAGUCUGUUAGUCAUGGAGGACUUGCACACAAGGAGAUGGAAUCUUUCAUCUCUUAUAUUACCAACAACUAACUUCUAUCCCUCAGUUUGUAGUAUGUUGGAUUUGGCUUGUAUGAAUUCUCAUACUUUAUGAUGUUUUACUUUAGCGUCUGUUUUCGAAAUAAGACCUUUGCUUAAUCUUCUGAUCUUUGUAUUCAAAUUGAAAGAGGUGAUGUUUCCUUUGUCAUCUUGCUUUAGCG